This is a messenger RNA of Lethenteron reissneri (Far Eastern brook lamprey), 1217 nucleotides long. RefSeq names its product protein ripply2-like. Gene Ontology annotation, biological process: negative regulation of transcription by RNA polymerase II; embryonic pattern specification. NCBI's taxonomy places the organism in Eukaryota, Metazoa, Chordata, Hyperoartia, Petromyzontiformes, Petromyzontidae. Gene Ontology annotation, cellular component: nucleus. The record is from RefSeq and is a predicted model, not a curated record.
AUGGCUACUGCUACUACUGCUACUGCUGCUGCUACUGCUGCUACUGCCGAUGAUGCUGCUGAUGCUGUGUCCAUCAAGCAACGCCGCGCCGGUCAAGCGACGUCCAGCGAAGGAGGCCGGCAUCCAAGCCUCUGCAAACUGUGGAGACCUUGGGAAGAGUGCUCAUUCGGAGAUUCUCAAGGAAGGACAAACGCAGCUACUCCGGAGACACUAAGACAGCAUUUACGCCGAGUGCAGAAACCCGCCAGCAAGCUGUCAUUCAAACACCCAGUCAAGCUGUACUGGUCCCGGUCGCGCGUCUUCGACCACCUGUACGCGGACGGGGAGCGCCUCCUCGAGGGCUUCCCCGUGCAGGCCACCAUCGCCCUGCGCGACUCGGACAGCGAGGAGAGCGACUCGGAGGACAGCGAGGACGAGCGAGAGGACGUGGAGGAGUGAUUCGGGGUGGGGGGGCGACGUUACCCGCUUGACGUCGCUCAACUUCCCUCAACGUCGCUCGACGUUAUUCCACGUCGCUCGGCAUCGAUCGACGUCGCUCCAUGUCGCUCGACGUCACUCGACGCUGCUCGACGCCCAGCGCGGUUGGCUACGUCCGGUGCGAAAGAAGUUUCAACGCGCACGCCGCGCCUGCACUCGUUCCCGCGUUCACGGAGACGAGAGACGAUGGGGAGGACCGCGCGGUGGCUACGCCGCUGCACGUGAUCCAGCAGCUGUGCAGGCAGCAGACAGGGUUGGUGGAUCACCACGCAGAUGGGGUCACGAAACUCCCUCCCUGAGCCGGGGGUGGGCGUCGAGGAGUAGGCCGAGUCCUGGCUCGACAGGAGAACGCGGCACAGCGGAGUGUGUGGACUCACCUCCAUCUGUUUCGACUGUACGGGAUAGAGCGUUGCCCCCCUCUUCACUCUCGUACGCGUGGGUUUUUGUUCCGCGUGCUCCGGUUUCAUUCCCGCACGUGUCAACACUUGACGGGGAAACGUGCGUCACGUGCGUCACCUGCGUCACGUGCCUUGCGCGCGUCACGGGCGUCACGUGACGGGAGCUCACGUGGCUAUUCUGAAUGUGUGUUCAUAGUACGGUGCGGUGUUGUUGUCGUCCUUGUUGUCGUCCUUGUUGUUGCUAUUUAUUGUCUCGCACUUUGUACAUCAACCCUGUGACAUAUGUUAAAAUAUAUAUUUAAGUACUUUUUAUAAGCGUGAUGUAAUAAACACGAGUUGUGA